UGACUUUGUUGCGAGUAUAAAAGCGAUAGCGCACAGUUGCCUAUCGGCUUUUUGGAAGCCCAGAUCGUUAGUUGAUUAGCGUGUUGAAAAUUUAAGCUUAAUAAAUCUUUUGUUAAGAAAAAAUGUCACGAACAGAUGUGUCAAAAUUCUACAAUGAAAUAAUUGAAAAUGUUAUUAGUAAUGUGAAGGAAGAAUUUGAAAAUGAAGGGGUUGAUGAACAAAUUUUGGAUGAGCUAAAACAGAUAUGGAAAACAAAGUUAAUACAGUCUCGAGCCCUGGAGAGCCAUGAACCGCGCUAUCCCAUGUCUCAAGCAACUGCAGUCCACAAUACAGCAGCUAACAGGAACUUCCAACAAAAACAUGAUGCAAUGGUUGCAGCAGGAAAGCAGCAUGGUGUGGAUCUUGUUCAGCCUGCAGCAUUGAGUGGAGCAGCAGCAUCGGCCUCCAUUGCAAUUCAGAAUGUACCAUAUGUUAAUUUGCCCACAGAGCUAGCAGCCACACAGCAAUCAAUAGCGUUGCCGCAAGCGGCACCGGGAACACAGCAACCGGUAUAUCGUUGUUACCAAGUAGGUGACCAAAUUGUCUAUGCAGUACACCCACCCACAAUGCAACAGGUCCAAGCAGCUGUCUUACAACAACAGCAGCAGCAGUUGCAGCAGCAGCAAAGACAACUCAGUGGACCUGCAGCUCAGGCUACCUCAGCUGCAGCUCUGUCACAGCAACAUGCAGGUGUUUUAUCAACGCAGGUGGGACAAGCAACGUUACCUCAGCAACAUCCGGGUGUUAUAUCAACACAGGUGGGACAGGCAACGUUACAGCAAAUUCAAGUGCAAUCUCAGGCUCAGCAACCGUCGGUAUUACAAGUUGAUGGAGGAAAUGAUUCAUCUUCAGAUGAGGAUGAUUUUGGUGAUGAUGAUGAGGAUGAUGAUGAUGCUGGUAAAGAGGAUGAUGAUGGAGAAGAUGAUGGUGAUGAUCUUCAAGGUGCUGUAAUUGAAGAGGAACCUUUGAACACUGAUGAUGAUGACAGUGGUGAUGAGCCAGAGGACAUUUUUGAUACAGAUAACGUCAUAGUCUGUCAAUAUGAAAAGAUUAAUAGAACACGAAAUAGAUGGAAAUUCCACCUGAAGGAUGGCAUAAUGAACUUAGAAGGUAAAGAUUGGGUAUUUCAUCGAGGGAUAGGGGAAGCAGAUUGGUAGAUGCUAAUAACCUUAUAAAAUGCUAAUCAGUACCUCUAUUCAAUACGCUAUUAUUAUAUCAAUAAAUGUUAAAAGUGGUUUGUGUUCCUAUAAAGAUCAUCGUGGGGUUUAUCAUGGUAUAGUCACGCAAACAUUUGAAUGGUGGAUAUCAUCCAAGCCCCACUGAUUGACACCCCAAAUAUGGUUAAUGACAACCCAAAUAUGGUUAAUGACACCCCAAAUAUGGUUACUGUCACCCAUCACCUGACGGUAAGUCAUUAUGUUAAGAAAAAAAAAAAGUUGUAGGCAACAGUCAAAGAAUUAUCUGUAUAAUCAUAGCAAUCUGGUUAUAAUUCAGGAUGUUGCUACUAAGUUCAAAGGUCAUAAAUAAAAGCCACCAUAUCUGUCAAAGUAAAAGCAAUAUGUGACUGUGAUGACUACUGCAUUGCAAUUUACAGGAAAGUUUAAAAUAUGAAUAAUAUUCAUAAGUCGCAAAUAAUAUUGAUUUUGUUUCUUACUAACUACAUUACAGAAGUGAAAUGUUAAUUUAAUCUAAGGCCCU
Molecule: messenger RNA, 1737 nt
Organism: Anneissia japonica
Lineage: Eukaryota; Metazoa; Echinodermata; Crinoidea; Comatulida; Comatulidae
Product: transcription initiation factor IIA subunit 1-like
Exons: 9
Coding region: 123-1196 (357 amino acids)
Biological process (GO): transcription initiation at RNA polymerase II promoter; transcription by RNA polymerase II
Cellular component (GO): transcription factor TFIIA complex
Source: RefSeq, a predicted model, not a curated record